Molecule: messenger RNA, 1704 nt
Organism: Camponotus floridanus (Florida carpenter ant)
Lineage: Eukaryota; Metazoa; Arthropoda; Insecta; Hymenoptera; Formicidae
Product: probable palmitoyltransferase ZDHHC24
Exons: 1
Coding region: 72-923 (283 amino acids)
Molecular function (GO): palmitoyltransferase activity
Source: RefSeq, a predicted model, not a curated record
UGUGAGGUUUUCAAAAUGGCGUAAAGAUAUCACGUUACGUACUCUCCAGAUUAAUCUUACAAAUUAAACGAAUGCACAACGAAAUGAUAAUCCGAAAAAAGAUAUGGCCACGUACUAUCGGCGAUCUACUGUCAAUGAUCUUUGUAUUGGUGAUAGUGCCUCUCAUGUACUGGUUCGGACUGUGGAUAGUGUUACCGGCGUUGUACAAGGACGACAUUCUGCCGUACACCCUUCACUUUGUCCUCGGUAAUUUCAUCAUGUUUAACAUCGUAGGUAACUUCACGUAUACGGUGCUGUGCGACACCAGCACCAAGAGGCGCAUAGUGCCUGUAAGCACGGCGACAGUUGCGGACGGGUGGAGGCUGUGCGCCACCUGCGAGUGCCUGUCGCCGCCUCGAUCCUGGCACUGCAAUACCUGCGACACCUGCAUCCUCAAGCGGGAUCACCACUGCGUGUUCACUGGGUGCUGCGUGGGCCAUCACAAUCACAGAUACUUCGUCAUGUUUCUGUGGUACUUGUUCCUCGGCGCGGCGUACGCCUUCUCCUACGGCAGUUUCUUCAUCUGGACCAGAACGUCCUUCGAGUUCCCGAUGUCUGUCAUUAAGAUGGUCUUUCCCGUAGCGAUCUUCUUCUUCGGCUUUGACAGCUCCAUCGAUCAGUUCUACCUGUUGCUGUACGUCGUGUCAGCAGUGGGUACCUUGUAUACCGCAGUGUUGUGCAUUUAUCACUUUAAUUUGAUUCUCAGAGGCGUCGUGGGUAAUGAGAGCAAUAAGAAAGACUUUACAUAUGAUAUGGGUUGGAAGGACAACGUUAGGGAGGUGUUUGGAGAACGAUGGUAUCUGGCAUGGUUGCUUCCUUAUAUUAAAUCACAGUUACCUCACGAUGGGAUCUCGUGGCAUUACUUGUGUUCAAAGAAAGAUUGAAUCGCUUUCAUCGAGUGCUAUACAAUUCUUCUAAAAUUGUGUUUGCAUGAAAUGUGUCAAUAUAUGAGCAUUUAUUAAAAAUGUUAAAGAUAUUUCAAUGACUCGGAUGACAAAAAUUAAUUUGACAUUUGAAUGGAUCACGUUUUUAAAACAAAAAUCAAGAUUGUUGGUUACCUUUCUAUAUUUUUAACUGUAUAUUAUACAUAUUUAACUAUUCUUCAUAACUGUUGUAAAUGAGAUUCAUAUCUGUAAUGGACAGUAUUAUUUUAUUAAAUUGCAUACACAGAUAAUACACAAUUCUUUCACGCUACAUCUGAAACACUAUGUACAUAUUAUCUGUAAUUAUAUAUAAAUUAAUUGUAUUUCUUAUCUUAAAAUUAGAAGAAUAUAAAAAACUUUGCAGUUUCUUCUGAUUUCCUUAAUUGUUAUCUAAAUUUAUUAUUCAAUGAAAGAGGAAACUCCAACCAUUCACAAAGAUGUUCAUGAAGAUCAUUAUUGUGUUUAAACACAGAAAGAAUAUAUAUUUGAGUGUACAUUAGAUUUUAUGAAAUAUAUUGAUUAUUUCUGUGUUUAAACACAAUAGGAAUAUAUAUUGUACAUUAUAUUUUAUUAUAAAAAUCUACAUAAGAAAGAUAACUUAUAUAUGAUCAGUAGAGAAGUAAUUUUUCCUGGCAGCCUAUAUUUACAAAAUGAAAUAUUAUCCAUCAAAGAUAAACUUUUAUCCAGAUUUCACAGACAUAUUGAAUCACAACCACAUUUUCUUUACGCAAUCCCUUUGAUU